CCUGAGAGUGCCGCACGGCUGAUGCUAACAACAAUUUGGAACGAAGUUCCUCUUGGAAUCUACCCUGUGGCUGGGCUUUUUAACCAGAGGUUCAUCUCACCGGGAAAACAUGGCCUGUGUGAAGAUGAGGUGGCUGUACAUGUCCCUCGUGGUCCUGGGAGCCCUCUGUCUGUAUCUCAGCAUGCACAACCUGUCCCUCUUUAAAGAAGAUGCUUUUGUUUUCAAGAAGGAGCACGGGCAGUUCCUGCAGCUCCCAGAUAUAGACUGCCGGCAAGACCCCCCCUUCCUCGUCCUGCUGGUGACAUCCUCCCACGAGCAGCUGUUCGCGCGCGAGGCCAUCCGGAAGACGUGGGGGAAAGAAAAGGUGGUGAGCGGGAGACGGAUAAAGACAUUCUUCCUGCUCGGAACCACCCCCAGGAAGGACGCGUCCCGGGCGGUGGCCCAGGAGAGCCGGCAGCACCGUGACGUCAUCCAGAAGGACUUCGUGGACGUGUAUUUGAACCUGACUCUGAAGACCAUGAUGGGGAUCGAGUGGGUCCACCUCUUCUGCCCUCAGGCGGCCUUCGUGAUGAAGACGGACUCCGACAUGUUCGUGAACGUCCGCUACCUGACCGAGCUGCUGCUGAAGAAGAACAGGACCAGCAGGUUCGUCACCGGCUUCCUGAAGAUGCACGAGCUCCCCAUCCGGGAGAAGUACAACAAGUGGUUCGUCAGCCGGCACGAAUACCCGUGGGACAAGUACCCGCCCUUUUGCUCGGGCACGGCCUACGUGUUCUCCGGCGACGUGGCGAGUCGGGUGUACAACGUGUCGGACAGCGUCCCCUUCAUCAAACUGGAGGACGUGUUCGUGGGGCUGUGCCUCGCCAAGCUGAACAUCGGCCUGGAGGAGCUGCACUCCGAGCAGACCUUCUUCCCGGGCGGCCUCAGCUUCUCCACCUGCCGCUUCAAGAAGAUCGUGGCCUGCCAUUUCAUCCAGCCUCAGAAGAUGCUGACCUACUGGCAGGCUCUGGAAAGUUCCCUGGGGGAGGAGUGUCCAGCUGAGUGA
Molossus molossus (Pallas's mastiff bat) is the source of this 1045-nucleotide messenger RNA. RefSeq names its product beta-1,3-galactosyltransferase 5 (gene B3GALT5). Gene Ontology annotation, molecular function: N-acetyl-beta-D-glucosaminide beta-(1,3)-galactosyltransferase activity. The record is from RefSeq and is a predicted model, not a curated record. Gene Ontology annotation, cellular component: membrane. Bases 110 to 1045 code for a protein of 311 amino acids. Lineage: Eukaryota; Metazoa; Chordata; Mammalia; Chiroptera; Molossidae. The transcript has 2 exons.